This is a messenger RNA of Paramisgurnus dabryanus, 936 nucleotides long. RefSeq names its product granzyme G-like. The record is from RefSeq and is a predicted model, not a curated record. Gene Ontology annotation, biological process: proteolysis. NCBI's taxonomy places the organism in Eukaryota, Metazoa, Chordata, Actinopteri, Cypriniformes, Cobitidae. Gene Ontology annotation, molecular function: serine-type endopeptidase activity.
UGCUGCACUCCUGCACCCCAGGUGUCGGCAUGGAUCAUGGGAUCGUUGGCGGUAAGGUGUCCAUUCCACACAGCCGUCCAUACAUGGUCUACAUUCGUGACUCACAAACACAAGCAGCAUGUGGUGGAUUUUUGUUAAGAGAAGAUUUCGUGAUGACGGCUGCCCACUGUAAUAAAAAACAUCUCAUGGUGUAUUUGGGUGUUGAUGACACAAAUCAUUUACCUGAGGGUAUUGAGGUCGAUGCCAUUCCACAUCCAAGUUUUGCAAACAAGCCAGGUGAUGACAUCAUGCUAUUAAAGCUUAAAACCCCAGCAACUCUCAACAAGACUGUGAAUAUCAUUGCCCUGCCAGAAACUAAUAAAGAGGAAAUCUCAACUAACUGCAUGGCCAUGGGUUGGGGGUGGCCAAAAUACAAUGAGGAGACUCCAUCAAGAGUCCUGAGAGAAGUGAACUUGACUCUACUAGACUCGGAAAAUUGUGCCAGACCCCACACUUUAUGCACGAAGGAAGACGCCGGGCCAGCACUGGGAGACUCUGGCAGUCCACUUAUUUGUGGAAAUGAUGCAGUGGGCAUUGUGUCUUACUACAUAAUGAAUGAGUCUACAAGCUACCUUACAAUGUAUACUAAAAUCUCUCACUACCUUCCAUGGAUUCAUGAAACCAUGAAUCCAACUUUUUAGUGCAGCACGGACCAUGGACGGCAAAGCUGGAUAAACUCAACAUGUUUGUUUUCAAGGCAUUUCUGAUUAUGAAAGCUCUUCAUCUGCAAUUUAAUGUACUAGAUUAAAAUAAAGACAAACCCUUAGCAUUGCAUAAGUCUGUUAAAAUGAUUUCCGCAGUUACAAUCUACAUGAUCUACAGUAGUUGUAUUGCAAAUGUUCACAGCAGGCCAAAACUGUCAUCUUGUGGUAAAAGUUUAUACCACUGAUUAAAAUA